AUGCCUCCUCGAUUAGACCUUAUCGUUCGAGUCGGAAGACAAGCACGUAGAAGACCCGCUAGAACGGUGGCGGCUCGACCUCUCCGAAGACAUCCAAUACGAAGAAGGUCGCCAAUAAUAAAUGUAGGAGUGAGACGGAGAAGUAGAAGGAGGAGAUGUGGAAGAAGGCUAGCUGCAAGGACACGACUGGAUAUCUUGCUACUCGCAGCUUCAUACAGUGGUUAG
This is a messenger RNA of Botrytis deweyae, 225 nucleotides long. RefSeq lists its product as uncharacterized. The coding region runs from base 1 to 225 and encodes 74 amino acids. The record is from RefSeq and is a predicted model, not a curated record. The transcript has a single exon. NCBI's taxonomy places the organism in Eukaryota, Fungi, Ascomycota, Leotiomycetes, Helotiales, Sclerotiniaceae.